Molecule: messenger RNA, 2054 nt
Organism: Punica granatum (pomegranate)
Lineage: Eukaryota; Viridiplantae; Streptophyta; Magnoliopsida; Myrtales; Lythraceae
Source: RefSeq, a predicted model, not a curated record
CGGCUUAUUUAUAAAACCCCCAAUCCAUUCCCUUUCCUCACAGCCUUCUUAAUUUCUGACUCUCACCCACUUCUCUUCCUAACUUUUCCUUCCUGUCCUUCUCUAAUCAAUUACCUCCACGGCUCCACACCCCCUCCCCCUCUUAAUUAAUUUCUUCCAUAUUAGUCCAUCUCCAUAUCGUAUUGCACGCACAAAUAGCCGGUGAUUAAAUUAGAGAAGCAAAUCAUGGAUCUCCUCCUCCUGGAGAAGACCCUCCUCGCCCUCUUCUUCGCCGCCGUGAUUGCCAUCACCGUUUCCAAGCUGCGGGGUAAGCGCUUCAAGCUGCCUCCUGGCCCCCUCCCUGUCCCCAUCUUCGGAAACUGGCUCCAGGUCGGGGAUGACCUCAACCACCGCAACCUCACCGACCUCGCCAAGAAGUUUGGCGACAUAUGCCUCCUCCGCAUGGGCCAGCGCAACCUCGUGGUCGUCUCCUCCCCUGACCUCGCCAAGGAUGUCCUCCACACCCAGGGGGUCGAGUUCGGUUCCCGCACUCGCAACGUCGUCUUUGACAUCUUCACCGGCAAGGGCCAGGACAUGGUGUUCACGGUUUAUGGGGAGCACUGGAGGAAGAUGAGGCGCAUCAUGACCGUCCCCUUCUUCACCAACAAGGUGGUCCAGCAAUACCGGUUUGGCUGGGAGGAGGAGGCCGCCCGGGUGGUCGAGGAUGUCCGGAAAAACCCGGACUCUGCCACCACGGGGAUCGUGCUGAGGAGGCGGCUGCAGCUGAUGAUGUACAACAACAUGUACCGCAUCAUGUUUGACCGCCGGUUCGAGAGCGAGGAUGACUCUCUCUUCGUCAAGCUCAAGGCACUCAACGGCGAGAGGAGCAGGCUCGCCCAGAGCUUUGAAUACAACUAUGGCGAUUUCAUCCCCAUCCUCAGGCCCUUCCUCAGGGGUUACCUCAGGAUUUGCAAGGAAGUCAAGGAGAGAAGGCUGCAGCUCUUCAAGGACUACUUCGUCGACGAGAGGAAGAAACUUGCGAGCACAAAGCGCAUGGACAACGAAGGCUUGAAGUGCGCGAUAGACCAUAUACUGGACGCUCAGCAAAAGGGGGAGAUUAACGAGGACAACGUCCUUUACAUCGUCGAGAACAUCAACGUAGCCGGAAGGAGGCCACGCAAGCCUGAAAUGUUUCUUGCCGAGUUAGGUCAGAGCUAUAGAGACAACGCUGUGGUCGAUAGAGUGGGGAAUAGCGGAGCUGGUGAACCACCCGGAGAUCCAGAGGAAGCUGAGGCAGGAGCUGGACACCGUCCUGGGGCCUGGAGUGCAGAUCACAGAGCCAGACACUCCCAAGCUGCCGUACCUGCAGGCUGUGAUCAAGGAGACGCUGAGGCUGCGCAUGGCCAUCCCGCUGCUUGUCCCCCACAUGAACCUCCACGAUGCCAAGCUCAGUGGCUAUGACAUCCCCGCUGAGAGCAAAAUCCUCGUCAAUGCGUGGUGGCUUGCCAACAACCCUGCUCACUGGAAGAACCCCGACCAGUUCCGCCCUGAGAGGUUCCUGGAGGAGGAGUCCAAGGUGGACGCCAAUGGUAACGACUUUCGUUACCUCCCCUUCGGCGUUGGGAGGAGAAGCUGCCCAGGCAUCAUCCUCGCUCUCCCCAUCCUUGGCAUCACCCUGGGACGGCUGGUCCAGAACUUCGAGUUGCUCCCCCCGCCGGAGCAGUCCAAGAUUGAUACCGCCGAGAAGGGAGGCCAGUUCAGCUUGCACAUACUGAAGCACUCCACCAUCGUCCUGAAGCCAAGAUCCUUCUAAAAAAAAAAUGACCGACUUCGAAUAAUAUCUAUCAGCCUGCAUGCGCUUCCUCAAUUCCCAACCGUUGAUCAGUACUUUAUAUAGUGGCCUAAUGUGGAUUUUGAGCCCAAAACCUUAUGAUACUGCGAUGAGAUGAUGAUGGUCACAUACGGUAACCCCAUCUCAAUAUGAUGAUGAUCGUUUCGUUGCACCCGCAUUGUUACUGUUACUUUACUCUCUGUUUGGAAUUGGUUGAAUUUUAUUUAACUUGUAAAUUUGCGAA